CCCGGAAGCGGUGUCAGAGCUGGAGCCGGCGGCGGGCGGCGGCGGCGGCGGCGGGCGUUGGGUACUUGUUGUUCUUCGCGAAGUCCGAGCCCGUGCGCUAGCGGAGGCGGCGACUCGGGGAGCGCGAGAGCGAGAAGCGGCGAGGAGAGCGCGUGCCCGCGAGGAGCCGCCGCGCCCCGGCCGCGAGGCCAGUUGCAGUUUCCCAGCACUUCCGUCCUGGUGAUUGUGCCCGGGUUAUGACGACUAAUCCCAAGCCCAACAAGGCGUUAAAGGUCAAGAAGGAGGCGGGCGAGAACGCCCCRGUGCUCAGUGAUGAUGAGCUGGUGUCCAUGUCAGUGCGGGAGUUGAACCAGCACCUCCGGGGGCUCACUAAGGAGGAGGUCACCCGCCUGAAGCAGCGCCGGCGCACGCUCAAGAACCGCGGCUACGCCGCCAGCUGCCGCAUCAAGCGGGUGACACAGAAGGAAGAGCUGGAGCGGCAGCGGGUGGAGCUACAGCAGGAGGUGGAGAAGUUGGCCCGCGAGAACAGCAGCAUGCGGCUAGAGCUGGACGCCCUGCGCUCCAAAUACGAGGCCCUGCAGACCUUCGCCCGCACUGUGGCCCGCGGACCCGUCACACCCACCAAGGUGGCCACCACCAGCGUCAUCACCAUCGUCAAGUCCACAGAGAUCUCCUCCACCUCUGUGCCCUUCUCAGCCGCGUCCUAGUGCCUGCUUGGGCCGUGAGGCGGCACGUCCCUCGUGCCUGCCCAGGGUCCUGGCGCAGACUCGAAACACCAGUCAUUGCAGACCCCUCGGGGCUGAGAGUGGGGACAAGCRAGGUGCCAGAUGAAGAGUAGGCUCUUGUGAGCCAGGCACAGCACACCGCCAUGCACACACAGGUGCACGCCACCCUCACGCCCUGUCCCUCCYCUCCAGAUGGGUCUGUUUCAGGAGUCAGUGGGAGAUGACCCCACAGUCCCCUGCAGGGUCUGCCAGCAGGAGGGGCCCCUGUGGCUGGGUGUGGGGCUCAUCUUCCACUCCUCUUGCAAGCAGCCUUUAACACCGUCCUGCCAUGGCUCCCACCUGGGCCAGGCACCCUGUGCUGACUUCCCCAAGCUCUGGAUGCCCCUGGGGGGAGUGAGGGAGCUCGAAGGCAGCUCUGGUCUUCCGUUGUCCCACUGAAGCGUGCUACGAUGAGCUUUAGCCCUUACACCCAGCCCGAGCCCUGGGAAGCAGAGACGGGAGAGGCUGUGUGCUAGUGUCUAUGCCCCCACRGGCCUGCUGUCACAGGGCCUGUACACCAGAAGCACCGGGGUCAUGUCAGGAAGGCCUGUCCAGUAUGUGUGCAGAGAGUUGUGCGUAUGUUGUGAAGUUUCCCUUGUGCUGUGUGACCCAAGGUGGCUGCCCAGCAAGGCCCAGCCGGCAGAGCCAGCUGGCUUUCUGCCAGCCUGCUGGCCAUCCCUGGAUUUCACAAGAUGAGGGCAGGAGCAUCCCAUCAGCUGCUGGAAAGCAGAUCUUGGUUUCCCUAGAGCUGYCUCUGGCUGGCUGUGCUCAUCGAGGUGGGGAAGGUGGAGAUCUCGAGGCCUGUAGGGAAGGGUUGUGUGGUUUGGAGAGGAGUGGAGGCCUCAGGGAUGUCGGUGGACAUGGACGUGUCAGUUGAUGUCCUGGGUGGCGUACCCCACAGACCACUGUGCUUCCUGCUGCUGGGUGGGGUGGAGCAGUGGGGGGGGGGGUGAGGAUGGAGCCAAGGCUCUGAGAUGGGGCCCGGGGACAUGAAGGAGGCCUGAGAGCACAGCAUGGGGGUGAGGGCACUGCAGGGAACUCCUCACAGGCCUGCCUCUGUGUUGAGGUCAGCCAGGAGCCCCCCAGACGGGCUUGGGGCAGAGGUGGGUCCCUGCGCCCUGGUGCUGGGCCAUCACCCAGAGCCUUCACCUGCUCUUUCUUCAUGGAGCUCUGAACUGCUCAUGAUCUUGGGGAUCCUUCCGGGACUUCCUUUCCCAGAGCACUGCUGCAGGGCACCCUCCUCUGACUGGGGUCUUGGCAAGAGGAGUUGGCUUGGACACCCCUGUCUGGGGUGAGCCGGUGGAACAUGAGCCCUGUGUCCUGCUGCCAACUGGAAGCCACUGUGCGUGACAGGCAGUGAGGGAGUUGCGCCCCUCACUCCCAGUUCCCUCCUGGCCUGMCCUGUACCCCAGCAAGCUGCCGCACUAUGUGCAAGGAGGGCCGAGGAUGGGCGGUCCGAGGGCUGCAACGUGGUUCUGAGUCUGCUGUCAGAAGUGAAUAGAAAGCGUCAGGGCUUCUCUGGUGGCACCACCAUGCGACUGGUCUUCUUCUGGGUCCAGUGCAGUGCUGAGGGUUGGCCAAGCUGCAGCCCAGCUACRUGGGGUCACACUGGAGCCUCAGAGCAGGAGGCUGUGCCGGGCACUUGAAGCUGUCGAUACCAUAGCCAUGGUAGGUAAUCCAUAUUGGAUAUCAAUAAGGGCCAUGGGAAAUAUUUAAAGAGAAAAAGAAUAUAUAUAUAUAUAUAUAUAAAAUUAUAUACACAUUUUAUCGUACAGAUUUUUCAUAAGUUUUUUCCAGUUUGAUACUGUAGAUCUUCAUUAGUGCAGAGUUGUGUUGGAUGGGGUGAGAGUGUGCUGCCCCCUCUGGUGUGUGCUGGGCCUGGGGACAAGGCCUAGCCCCAGCAGGCACCAUGCUUGGUGGGUGGCCCCCAGGGCAGGCCACGCAGCUGCAAGUUCUGUCUAGCCCUGGGGUCUGUCACAUCUCUGGGAUGUGGCAGGCUUCUGGCUAUGAGUGGCUUCCCGCUCUUGGCCUGUGGUGCUGUGCUAGAGAAGGAGCUCCCCACACUCGGCCUCCAGGGUGGACAGAACUUCCAUCACCACCCAGGGAGCCUCCGUCCAGGGUGCUCACGGGCACAGGGCCAGGGAAGGAAGUGGCACAUUCUGCUUUUCCUUUGAGAUCACUGAAAUUUUAUUGUCACAAUUUAAUAUAUGAUUUUUUUUUUAAUUUAAGAAAAAGACAAGGACCUCUUUGUCGUGGGUUUGUUUUCUGUCCCGUGGCUCAGACCUCCCAAAGAGGGUGGGCUCUGCCUUUCCUGGGUGGCCAGGCGCUCCCUCGACACGCCACGCACAGCGCGUCCUGGCCUCCCAGCCGCAGUUCCAUUUCAAUAUUUAUUUUUUGCUGCUUUCCCCAUGAUAUAAAUUAUUGAGAGGAGAUCACAUGCUGUGGACCCGCACCUGUGCCCCGUGCCCACCCCCCCMAUCUCACGGCCACCACCUAAUUUAUUGCUGUACACGUCGCUGCUCUGACUGCUUUUGUACCUUUGCAAUAAAGAAACCCCUGGUUUUACA
Messenger RNA from Urocitellus parryii (Arctic ground squirrel), 3331 nucleotides. RefSeq names its product MAF bZIP transcription factor K (gene Mafk). Gene Ontology annotation, biological process: regulation of transcription by RNA polymerase II. Lineage: Eukaryota; Metazoa; Chordata; Mammalia; Rodentia; Sciuridae. Gene Ontology annotation, molecular function: DNA-binding transcription factor activity, RNA polymerase II-specific; RNA polymerase II cis-regulatory region sequence-specific DNA binding. The record is from RefSeq and is a predicted model, not a curated record. Gene Ontology annotation, cellular component: nucleus.